This is a messenger RNA of Contarinia nasturtii (swede midge), 695 nucleotides long. RefSeq lists its product as uncharacterized. The coding region runs from base 89 to 583 and encodes 164 amino acids. Lineage: Eukaryota; Metazoa; Arthropoda; Insecta; Diptera; Cecidomyiidae. The record is from RefSeq and is a predicted model, not a curated record. The transcript is spliced from 4 exons.
AGCAUCUGUGCAUCUUUCGUCGCAUAUUCUUAGUCGUUAAGCAUUUGAUUACUAUCACUUAAAUCGCGAGACAAAUAAAAAUUAUAAAAUGUUCAGUAUAAAUUUACCAAUCGUUUCUAAUUUUUGUGACUGUUUCGAUUUAAGAACGAGUGGAUUAAUAAUUGGUUGGCUUGGAGCUCUAACUUCUUGUGUUUCUAUAUUUCUAAGCGUAAUAUUUGUAUUUCUAUAUGGAAUUGAAAAUGUAUAUGUAAAUGGGAUAUCAAAUGUAUUUGGAUUGGUUAUCAGUGCUUGUUGGCUUUAUGGAAUUUAUGAGAAUCGACCAAGUUAUAUGUUAAUCAAUGUUAUCACGGUUGCAGUAGUUACAAUUGUUUUGUACAUUGGUGUGGUGUUUACGAUGGUAUUAUAUUUAAAGUUGGCAGUCACAUCAUUUGAUCGUAAAAUGUUGUUAGACAUUUCGCUUUUUAUUCACUGCAUUUUAACAGUCGGUUUCGCCUAUUUGUUUAUCGUUAUGUAUUCCAUCUACAAAAACAUCAAAGACACCACCUCUGAAUCGACGGGCCAUGAAGUUACAUCGCCAGCUUAAUCAUAAAAGAUUUGGGUUGAAUGUUUUGUUACAACCAAAAAUGUAAUUCGUAAAAUAUUGUGGUCCAAUGUUGUGAAUAAAAAAAUCAAUUUAAUGAUUACAAAUAACGAAA